Parus major (Great Tit) is the source of this 1491-nucleotide messenger RNA. It is a transcript of the gene KLHDC3, whose product is annotated as kelch domain containing 3. The record is from RefSeq and is a predicted model, not a curated record. Bases 250 to 1398 code for a protein of 382 amino acids. Gene Ontology annotation, molecular function: chromatin binding; protein binding. Gene Ontology annotation, cellular component: cytoplasm. The transcript has 11 exons. Lineage: Eukaryota; Metazoa; Chordata; Aves; Passeriformes; Paridae.
GCCGGGCAAAGGAGCUGCUGAAGGGUCCAGAGAGUAAGUCCUAUGAGGAGCGGCUGAGAGAGCUGGGGGUGUUCAGCCUGAAGAAAAGGAAGCUCAGGGGAGACCUCACUCUCUACAACCGCCUGAAAGGAGAUUGUUGCCAGGUUGAGGCCGGCCUCUUCUCCCAGAGCCAGGUGACAUUGCGGUGGCCUUGGAAGCAUGUGGCUGUGGCACUGGGGGCCCUGAAGACCGCCUGGCUUGCAGGGAGGAAUGCUACGGUGGGCAGUGCACUUGGAAGGCGGGCCACGGAGGGUGAACCACGCGGCCGUGGCUGUCGGGCACAAGGUCUAUUCCUUUGGUGGGUACUGCUCCGGAGAGGACUAUGAGACCCUGCGGCAGAUCGAUGUCCACGUUUUCAAUGCAGUGUCUCUGCGCUGGAUCAAGUUGCCUCCAGUGUGGACAAACAGCCGAGACCACGUGAGGGAGGUGCCCUACAUGAGGUAUGGACACUCAGCAGUGCUCAUCGACGACACCGUCUACAUUUGGGGUGGUCGCAACGACACGGAGGGAGCCUGCAAUGUGCUCUAUGCUUUCGAUGUCAACACGCACAAGUGGUUCACACCAAAGGUGUCUGGAAUGGUCCCAGGGGCAAGAGAUGGACACUCAGCUUGUGUCCUGGCAAAGAGCAUGUUUAUCUUUGGAGGCUAUGAACAGCUGGCUGACUGCUUUUCAAAUGAUAUCCAUAAAUUGGACACCACAAACAUGAUGUGGACCUUAAUCUCUGCCAAGGGUACUCCAGCUCGCUGGAGAGACUUCCAUUCAGCUACCAUCAUUGGAACAAAGAUGUACGUGUUUGGUGGCAGAGCUGAUCGUUUUGGGCCAUUUCAUUCCAACAACGAGAUCUACUGUAACCGCAUUAAAGUCUUUGACACAGAAACCAACUCGUGGCUGGACUCCCCUCCCACUCCCGUGCUCCCGGAGGGCCGGCGGAGCCAUUCAGCCUUCAGCUACAACGGGGAACUAUAUGUAUUUGGUGGCUACAAUGCACGUCUGAACAGACACUUCCAUGACCUCUGGAAAUUCAAUCCAGUUUCUCUUUCUUGGAGGAAGAUUGAACCCAAGGGAAAAGGGCCAUGUCCUCGCCGCCGGCAGUGCUGCUGCAGAGUGGGGGACAAAAUCAUCCUCUUUGGAGGUACCAGCCCAUCUCCGGAGGAGGGAAUGGGUGAUGAAUUCGACCUGAUGGAUCACUCAGAUCUCUACAUCCUCGACUUCAGCCCCAGUCUGAAGACACUGUGUAAGCUAGCAGUGAUUCAGUACAGCCUGGACCAGUCCUGCCUUCCCCACGACAUCAGAUGGGAGCUCUCAGCCAUGACAACGAACAGCACCAUCAGUCGCCCCAUUGUCUCCAACCAGGGCUGAAGACAACUCGUCCAUCUACCACCCUGCCCUCACCCCUCCACAUACUGACCUCUUGCUCCACUGCCUGCAUGAAUUUUUAGCCCUUUCAAGCAA